AUGGGCAUUCUUCCAGAUACAUUAGGCCUCUCGCAGGAGGUGCCAGACAUAACUGCUACACUUGACACCAAUAGCUCUUCAUUGCACCUAUUCAAUGUAACCCUCGGCGACCCGCCGGACCCCAUCGACAUUCUCUGGGCCCAGAACCGCUACCUAACAACCUUCCACUCCUACUCCGAGCCCAGCCUCCCCUACGGCAGCUUACGAGCCCUCGUCGACCGAGCCAUAUCCGCCCUCAACGAGCUCAAACAGGCGAACCAUGCCGAGCUCGACGAACCCAUCCCCGGUGGCGUAUUUCAGUACCAGUCAGAAGAAUUCUCUCCGAUGAUCAUACGCUUUCGUCUUGCUUUGGAUCCCCCAGGGGCGGCUGCGUUGACGUAUUACGAGACGGGGGGUGUCAUUGCGUCUCUGGGGCCAUAUAUGCGCAAAUGGAAAAGCAACUCGCCCGCGUCCGCGGCUUUAGAAUUGUGGAAAGGGGAGGGUGCGGUGUCAGAGCAGAAAGCUACUGGGUAUAUCUCUGGGACCGCGAAGGCGGCUGAUCAAUAG
Molecule: messenger RNA, 546 nt
Organism: Letharia columbiana
Lineage: Eukaryota; Fungi; Ascomycota; Lecanoromycetes; Lecanorales; Parmeliaceae
Exons: 2
Coding region: 1-546 (181 amino acids)
Source: RefSeq, a predicted model, not a curated record